Messenger RNA from Leucoraja erinaceus (little skate), 2105 nucleotides. It is a transcript of the gene mettl8, whose product is annotated as methyltransferase 8, methylcytidine. Gene Ontology annotation, molecular function: tRNA (cytidine-N3)-methyltransferase activity. Bases 570 to 1922 code for a protein of 450 amino acids. NCBI's taxonomy places the organism in Eukaryota, Metazoa, Chordata, Chondrichthyes, Rajiformes, Rajidae. The transcript is spliced from 12 exons. The record is from RefSeq and is a predicted model, not a curated record.
CCUUUAAGAGGGGGCGGAUUAACCAUUAAGCAGACUAAGCACGUGCUUAGGGCACCAGGGCCAAAGGGGGCACCACAAAGUUGGGAAAAGGGUGAAAAGAAAAAAAACGAAUGAAGAUUUGUAAAAAAUUCCGUAUCUCCACUUUUUAUGUAAUUGUUGAAAAGUUAGAAACGGAAAUGAGGAGACGAAAGGUGUCACUGAAAUAGCAGACAGAUUCUCUUGUCUGACAGAUGUUCCUAAUGCCACCCAACAAGGUGCUAAUUCCCAAUUAUCACAAAGUGAAAGGUACUCAAAGACUUGUCAGACACUCAUUGAUGGUUAUCCAGAUGACAUGAACAACACUUUGUCUACAGAGCUUCAGCAGUUCCAUUCACAUGUUCUUCAUAAGUUUAAAACAACCAAGAAAACAUCUUUCACUCACAAGGAACUUUACAACACAAUUACAGAAGACAAACUAGAGAGUGCCUUUCCAAAUGAUGAAAUUGCCUUAAGAAUAUUUUUAACAUUAAUGGUCAUCAACUGCACAACAGGUGUGAUGAUGUAAUGCCAGGGAUAUCCUCCGAUUUGCAAUGCACUUUCAAGACAAGCAACUUCAAAUAGAACUGGUGGGCAAUCUGCAAAAGAGACAUUUCAUCCAAAUGAAGAGGAGGCCACAAAUGGCAUUGAUUCACACGGUGUCUAUUGCAUUGCUGAAGAAACUUGGCUUGCACUGCAGAUUUCAAAGUACCGGACGACCCACUGCUCCUCUUGGCUCCCGAAUUUUAUCUGAUCCCAGCCGAGUGUUUGAGCACAAUAUGUGGGAUCACAUGCAAUGGACUCCAGAGCAGGAAGCUCUUGCUAGACAAAAAGCUGAAGAAAAUUCUAGUGUUAAAGUCUCAAUAGAAGAACAAGUCAAAUACGAUAAAGAUGCCUGUAGUUACUGGAAUGAAUUCUACAGAGCUCACCAAAACAAAUUCUUCAAAGAUCGUAGAUGGUUGUUCAUGGAAUUUCCCGAGCUCCUGCCACACAGAACACACGAGUGUAAUGAAGUUGUCCUUGAACCGGAAAAGACUUCCAUAUUAUUUUCUCCCGUUUGCUCGCAGAUGCAAACAAAAUUGGACAGUGUUAACAAGACCCAUGCUGAACAGGCAGUUGAAACUGUGGAGAAAGCAGAAUCUGUGCAGAGAACAAGGAAAACAAAUGAUGACAUGAACUUGGAGCAUAAAGGACAAGACUGGAAAUGGAUGGACAGACAAAAGAAUCAAGGAUAUUUUCCUGGUAUUGACUUCACCUUCAAAAUAUUUGAGGUUGGAUGCGGUGCAGGAAACAGUGUUUUUCCUAUCUUGAGUAAAAUUCGAGAUUCCAGUACAUUCCUUUAUUGUUGUGAUUUUUCAACACAUGCCGUGCAUCUGGUGACGUGUCACCCUUUAUACAAUGCAUCCCAGUGUCAUGCCUUUGUUCAUGAUAUGUGUGAUGAAGCAACUUCCACUUACCCGUUUCCAGAUGGAAGUAUUGAUGUCAUUCUCCUUGUAUUUGUGCUUUCUUCUAUUCAUCCAGAAAGGAUGCAGAUGGUAAUAAAUAGAUUGAGCAAGUUACUCAAACCUGGAGGAAUGAUAUUGUUUCGGGAUUAUGGUAGAUAUGAUUUGUCUCAGCUUAGAUUGAAGAAAGUGACUCAGGUCAUGCGCAACUCCAUGACAAACGUCCCAGAAAAUCAUGACGAUUGUCGUUGUUUGUUUGGAAACUUUUAUGUACGAGGGGAUGGUACUUGUGUCUACUUCUUUACUAAUGAAGAGAUUGCACGUAUAUUCAUCUCGGCAGGUUUGAAAGAAGUUCAAAAUGUAAUGGAUCGACGACUCCAAGUUAACCGCAAAAAGAAAGUUGCAAUGCAUCGUGUUUGGGUGCAAUGCAAAUACCAAAAACCAUUCACAAAAGAUUUACAUUAAAGUUGCAGAUAUUUUUUAGAUUUCCUUAAAUUAAUAUUGCUAGUGUCUUUGGCUUUGCACUGUGCAGUAUGGCGGUUACAUCCCUCCUUUGAAUUGGCAAGUGAUACAAAAGUUUCUAUUUGAUAUUCUUGAUGUAUAGGUCCAUUUCACUUUUGAAUUCAAAAAAUACAUGAGUGUACUGAA